GAAACGGGCUCAGGGAAGACCACUCAGAUCCCUCAAUACCUCUACGAAGCACGAAUUGGCCACCAAGGCAUCAUUGCGGUGACCCAGCCUCGCAGAGUAGCAGCUAUAGCCUUAGCUACCAGGGUCUCGGAUGAGAAGAAGACACAGCUGGGGAGACUGGUUGGCUAUACCGUACGCUUUGACGAUCUCACGUCUGAUGAAACUAGAAUCAAGUUUUUAACAGAUGGAAUGCUGCUUCGCGAAGCUAUCGGAGACCCUAUGCUGCGGAAGUACAGCGUCGUCAUCCUGGAUGAAGCCCACGAGAGGACGAUCCAUACUGAUGUACUCUUUGGAGUGGUGAAAGGUGCACAAAAGAAACGAAGAGAACUGGGCAAACUGCCACUAAAAGUGAUCAUCAUGUCAGCUACAAUGGAUGUUGACCAGUUCUCCCAGUACUUCAAUGGAGCUCCUGUUCUCUAUUUAGAAGGCAGGCAGCAUCCCAUUCAGAUCUUCUACACCAAACAGCCUCAGAGUGAUUACCUCCAAGCAGCACUGGUGUCAGUCUUCCAAAUCCACCAGGAAGCACCCUCUUCUCAGGAUAUCCUGGUGUUUCUGACUGGUCAGGAAGAAAUUGAAGCAAUGGCCAAAACCUGUCGAGACAUUGCCAAGCAUCUCCCUGAUGGCUGUCCAGGCAUGAUAGUGAUAACUCUUUAUGCUUCUCUGCCCUACCCUCAACAACUCCGCGUCUUUCAGGCUGCCCGCAAGGGCUGUCGCAAAGUGAUCCUCUCCACCAACAUCGCAGAAACCUCCAUCACCAUCGCGGGAAUAAAAUUCGUUGUGGACACAGGCAUGGUCAAAGCGAAGAAGUACAGCCCUGAAACCGGUCUGGAAGUGUUGGCGGUCCAGCGGGUGUCGAAGGCCCAGGCUUGGCAACGAACAGGGAGAGCAGGGCGAGAAGACAGUGGGGUCUGUUACCGGCUGUACACAGAGGAUGAGUUUGAGAAGUUUGACAAAAUGACAAUACCCGAGAUACAGAGGUGUAACCUGGCCAGUGUGAUGCUUCAGCUCCUGGCCAUGAGAAUUCCUGAUGUGCUCACCUUUGACUUCAUGUCCAAACCAUCUCCUGACGCUAUUCAAGCGGCGAUUGAGCAGCUGGAGCUGCUGGGAGCUGUGGAACGAAAGGAAGAUCUGCUUGUCCUGACGCCCCUGGGAAGGAAGAUGGCAGCUUUUCCACUGGAACCAAAGUUCUCCAAAACCAUCCUCCUGUCCCCCAAGUUCCACUGCACAGAAGAGAUCCUGACCAUUGUGUCGCUGCUGUCAGUGGACAGUGUCCUCUACAAUCCCCCCGCCCAGCGGGAUGAAGUGCAAUCCGUCAGGAAGAAAUUCAUCUCCAGUGAGGGGGAUCAUCUUACCCUGCUCAACAUACACAGGGCCUUCAAAAAUGUCAGCGGCAACAAGGAAUGGUGCAAAGAGAACUUUGUCAACAACAGGAAUAUGCUGCUUGUGUCAGACGUCAGAGCUCAGCUCAGGGACAUUUGUGUAAAGCUAUCGAUGCCUAUCGAGUCCUCCCGCUCAGACACUGGAAACAUCCGCCGCUGCCUGGCUCACAGCCUCUUCAUGAACGCCGCGGAGCUGCAGCCAGACGGCACCUACAGCACCGUGGACUCUCACCAGUUGGUGGCCAUCCACCCCUCCUCCGUGCUCUUCCACUGCAAGCCAGCCUGCGUGGUUUACAACGGGCUGCUUCAUACCAACAAGUGCUACAUGCGGGACCUGUGCGUGGUGGACCCAGACUGGCUGUAUGAUGCCGCCCCUGACUAUUUCCGCAGGAAGCUCCGAACAGCCAAGAACUGACCUGUGGGUCUGGGACCAACAGCUGCAGGGUUUUUAAGCUCACCCUAAAAGACUAUUUUGUGUUUUGUAAUGAAUGUACAGGAGCAGUAGAGCUUUGCCUUGCAAAUGGGGCAAGAACCUUAGAGGAAAAUGGCUUUUCUAUGAGAGCUGG
Tauraco erythrolophus (red-crested turaco) is the source of this 1984-nucleotide messenger RNA. The record is from RefSeq and is a predicted model, not a curated record. NCBI's taxonomy places the organism in Eukaryota, Metazoa, Chordata, Aves, Musophagiformes, Musophagidae.